Molecule: messenger RNA, 5278 nt
Organism: Aspergillus alliaceus
Lineage: Eukaryota; Fungi; Ascomycota; Eurotiomycetes; Eurotiales; Aspergillaceae
Exons: 5
Coding region: 137-4681 (1514 amino acids)
Biological process (GO): phospholipid translocation
Cellular component (GO): plasma membrane
Molecular function (GO): ATP hydrolysis activity; magnesium ion binding; ATP binding
Source: RefSeq, a predicted model, not a curated record
UCGCGAUAUACUCGACGAUUCGCGAACUGGCUGCGCUAUCGUCUUUCGGCUCAUUGGAGCGGAUGCUCUCCCUCCACCUUCUAAGCACAGAACGGACACACAUUGCAUGCCCUCUCGAGGGCUAGAAGUAGCCUAAAUGGCUUCCGAUCAUCUCUCCCCGGAGAGCGCCUUGCCUGGGAAUGAGGUUCAGGAAGUGAGCAGUAAUAUCUCCAAGCCGACCCAACGACAACGAUGGGCAACCCAGCGGGUUGCGGGCGCCGGAGGUGUGCGGAAACGCGUUUCUAUUAUGGAUCGCUUUAACAAGCGCUCGGAAAUGAAGGAUGAGAAGCGAAAAUCAACAUCAAGCAAUCUUCCUACUGCAGAGAACCCGAAUGCCGAAGGCAAUGCAGAUGCCAGCAAUAGAAGAAUAUACUUCAAUAUUCCUAUCCCAGAAUCAGAAAGAGACGAGGAUGGCCACCCCAAGGCGAUUUACCCUAGAAACAAAAUUCGAACUGCGAAAUAUACACCGCUGUCUUUCGUGCCAAUGAAUAUUUGGCUCCAGUUCCACAACAUCGCGAACAUCUAUUUCUUGUUCAUCAUUAUCCUUGGGUUCUUCUCGAUCUUCGGUGUCGAUACUCCCGCCCUUAACACAGUUCCCUUAAUCGUCAUCGUGGUAGUCACGGCCAUUAAAGAUGCUAUCGAGGAUUGGCGGCGUACAGUAGUCGAUAAUGAAGUCAACAAUUCCCCCGUAUACCGCUUGGUCGAAUGGAACAACGUGAAUUCAGUCGAAGACAAUGUCUCUCUGUGGCGUCGAUUUAAGAAAGCGUGUACUCGGGCGACUAUUUGGACAUACCGAAAGAUCAAAGGCCUGGCUCAAAAAAACAAGAAGCUUCCCGAGCCUGCUGACGAGGAUCGGCGUGCAUCUUUUAUGACUAUGGCGACCCCACGGGCAUCUAUGUAUUCUCAACGAGGGGACGGCGGCUUGGCAGACGAAGCUAUUCAAAUGACCCCGGUUCCAUCACCAACGCCCGAGGCGCGUCCAGACUGGCCACUCGCAGCCGAAGAGCACAGUCAGUAUCUGCAUCCGGACAAAGCGGCUCGAGGCAGUGUCGCGGUGCCGUCCAGUACUGCUACCCCACCAAGAAAGGGCGGGAGUGUCGUGGACACGUCCAAGCAGAUAACUGGAAAAGCUAGGUUUAAGCGCGACUUUUGGAAAAGCGUACAAGUGGGGGAUUUUGUGCGGCUGUAUAACGGAGAUCCCGUCCCAGCCGAUGUUGUGGUGUUGUCAACCUCCGACCCCGACGGUGCAUGUUACGUGGAGACUAAGAGUCUGGACGGUGAAACCAAUCUCAAAGUUCGACAAGCUCUCAACUGCGGACGUCAGGUUAGACAUGCUAGAGAUUGUGAGAGGGCCGAGUUUGUGAUUGACAGUGAACCGCCGCAUCCCAAUUUGUAUGCCUAUAGCGGUGCGCUACGUUGGGACCAGCGUGAUCCUGAUUUCCCUGAGGCACCCCGAAAGGAAAUGGUGGAACCUAUCACGAUCAACAAUAUACUACUACGUGGCUGUUCCCUGCGCAAUACCGAAUGGGCUCUUGGUGUUGUCCUUUUCACCGGUGAUGAGACGAAAAUUAUGCUGAACUCAGGUGUGACACCCAGUAAGAGGGCUCGCCUUGCUAAGGACCUUAACUGGAACGUUAUAUACAACUUCAUUAUAUUGUUCUUUAUGUGUCUCAUCUCUGGAAUUGUCAACGGCGUCGCGUGGUCCUCAAGUGAUAAAUCUCUCAAUUACUUCGAUUUUGGCUCCUAUGGAAGUACUCCGGCAGUCACCGGCAUCAUCACUUUCUGGGUCGCUCUUAUCUUAUUCCAGAAUUUGGUCCCGAUCUCGCUCUAUAUCUCCCUCGAAAUCGUCCGCACGAUUCAGGCUGUCUUCAUUCAUAGUGACGUGUUCAUGUACUACGACAAACUGCAGAUUUACUGUGUCCCGAAGUCUUGGAACAUCUCGGAUGACGUCGGGCAAAUCGAGUACAUCUUUUCAGACAAGACGGGUACCCUGACUCAAAACGUUAUGGACUUCAAGAAAUGCACUGUUAAUGGGGUUUCAUAUGGCGAAGCGUUUACUGAAGCACAGAUCGGCAUGGUACGGCGAGAAGGGGGAGACGCUGAUGCUGUUGCUGCUAGAGAGCGAGAGAGGAUUGCUACCGAUACGACUAGAAUGCUUGAAAUUAUACGAAAGAUACACGAUAAUCCCUAUCUGCGCGAUGAAAGCUUGACUUUCAUAUCAUCAAAUUACGUUGCAGAUUUGGCAGGCCAGUCAGGUGAAUCCCAAAGGAAAGCUACGGAGCAUUUUAUGCUUGCCCUUGCAGUCUGUCAUACUGUAAUCACCGAGCAUACACCUGGUGAUCCUCCGCAGAUCGAGUUCAAAGCACAGUCGCCCGAUGAGGCGGCUUUGGUCGGCACUGCUCGAGAUUGUGGGUUCACCCUUCUUGGGAGAUCGGGUGACGACCUUGUAUUAAACGUCAUGGGCGAAGAGAGGACAUAUACCGUGCUCAAUACUCUUGAAUUCAACUCGUCCAGAAAGCGGAUGAGUGCGAUCAUCCGUAUGCCUGACGGCCACAUACGACUCUUCUGCAAAGGCGCGGAUAGUAUUAUCUAUUCACGUUUGGCUCCAGGAAAGCAGCAGGAGCUUAGAAAGAAGACUGCUGAGCAUCUUGAAAUGUUUGCUCGUGAAGGUUUGCGGACUCUGUGUGUCGCAGAUCGUGUACUCAGCGAAGAAGAAUACCGGGCCUGGAGUAAGGAACACGACAUUGCCGCUGCUGCACUCACCGAUCGCGAGGAAAAGCUUGAGCAAGUCUCCAGUAAUAUAGAACAAGAUCUCAUGCUUAUCGGAGGGACUGCUAUUGAAGACAGACUCCAAGAUGGCGUUCCCGAUACCAUCUCUUUGUUGGCAGAUGCUGGUAUAAAGCUGUGGGUCCUGACUGGCGACAAGGUGGAGACUGCCAUAAACAUCGGAUUCUCAUGCAACCUUUUGGAUAAUGAUAUGGAAUUGAUCGUCUUCAAUAUUCCAGACAAUGAACCGCAACGCGCGGCGCAAGAACUUGACCGGCAGUUACAAAGAUUUGGAAUGACAGGAUCCGACGAAGAGCUUCUGGCCGCCCGUCAAGAUCAUUCGCCACCGGCACCAACACAUGCCAUAGUUAUUGAUGGCGAGACCCUCAAGCUGAUGCUUGAUGAUGAACUAAAGCAAAGAUUUCUACUAUUGUGUAAACAAUGCAAGUCUGUCUUAUGCUGUCGAGUGAGUCCUGCUCAGAAAGCUGCAGUCGUACGGAUGGUCAGGAACGGCCUUGAUAUCAUGGCUCUUUCAAUCGGCGAUGGUGCCAACGAUGUUGCUAUGAUCCAGGAGGCCGACGUCGGUGUUGGUAUCAUUGGUGAAGAAGGCCGACAGGCAGCGAUGUCCUCUGAUUAUGCCAUUGGACAAUUUCGGUUCCUUCAACGGCUUAUCCUUGUCCAUGGACGAUGGUCUUACCGCCGCAUGGCGGAGACCAUUGCGAACUUCUUCUACAAGAACUUAGUAUGGACGAUUGCACUCUUCUGGUAUUCAAUCUACAAUGACUUUGAUGGCUCCUACCUCUUUGACUAUACCUAUAUCGUCCUGGUUAACGUGGCGUUCACAUCACUGCCCGUCAUCCUAAUGGGUAUUUUUGAUCAGGAUGUCGACGACAAAGUCUCAUUAGCCGUUCCACAACUGUACAUGAGAGGUAUAGAGCGGAAGGAAUGGUCUCAGCUCAAGUUUUGGCUGUAUAUGCUCGACGGCUUUUACCAAUCCAUCAUUUGUUUCUACAUGCCGUAUCUUUUGUACAACUCGGCGACUUUCCAACACUCUAAUGGGCUGGAUAUCAAUGACCGGACCCGGAUGGGUGUCCUCGUCGCCACUAGCGCGGUCAUCGCUAGUAACACUUACAUCAUGCUGAAUUCGUAUCGGUGGGAUUGGCUGACGACCUUGGUCAAUGUUAUCAGUACACUCUUGAUCUUCCUUUGGACUGGUAUCUACUCGUCGGUUUCUGCUUCAGCUCAGUUCUACAAAUCCGGCGCCCAGGUUUACGGGGCUUUGUCUUUUUGGGUCGUGCUUCUUCUAACUGUCACGAUAUGCCUCCUUCCCCGGUUCACGUUCAAAGCCUUCCAGAAGGUGUUCUUUCCCCUGGAUGUGGACAUUAUUCGGGAGCAGGUUACUCAAGGAAAGUUCAAGUUUUUGGAUCAGUAUGAGGCGUUUGUACCUCCCAAGGCAGCUGCCGCUGCGGCUUCAGGUCAGUUGAGUGAUGAAUCAGCUGCUUCUUCGGAUUUGGGAAAACCAAUGCAACCCAGUAUGAAACAGGAUCCUUUUUCAGACGACCAGCAGAUAUAUGCGGCCUCCGUUGCUCCCACCUCUCGUACCUUUCAAACACAUAACCCCCGCAGUCAAAACGGCAGUAAUGGGACAAAUUAUGCGUCCUCCCUCGAUACGACCCAACAUUACCAUGCCCAGCCGGUGGAUUAUGUCCGCCGCUCGGCCGAACGGACGCGACAUUCUUUCGAUAGAGUUCGGCAUGAUUUCGAAGCGAGCGAGUUAACGCGAGUGGAGACGACACUUACAAGUGGCGUUCAAGAGCCUCAAAGUCCCCAUAGUCCACUAAAAGCCCCCUACGAUCCUCCGUCGCAUGCCUCAUAAAAUUAUAUCAUCUAUUUUAUACUAUAUACACUCGAUGUUUCUUACGCCCCUUUGUCGGUUUCUUGUCGAUGCAUCUGAUUCUGUUUUGUUUGUGUUCUGCAUGACGAGUAAUCCCCUUGUUUUCCUGGAGCCCCGCUGUUUAUUCCCCUAUAGAAGGCGUUCGGUAUACAGAUUUGGCUGGUGGUUCGGCGCGAAUUUCUUCUAUCGAAACUUUCCUACAUUCAUCGGCCUUUUCACUUUUCCUAUUUUUAUCUUGUGGCGUAAUGCCUGUGUCACUUCUUGUACAAAAGCUUUAUAUUUCCUGUGUGUGAAUAUGCCCCUGCCAUCGCUUACCAAUUUUCCCUUUGAUCCCUUUUCUCUUUUCUCAUAUAAUCUUGACUGUUAUCUCAAAGACCUGGUGAGGGGGACAACCUUCAGCGCGCUUGAAGGAAAUGAGGUAUGCGUGGUGGAAGGAAUUAUGGAUUUUACGUUUUCUGUUGAAGACCGUCGAUGUGAAUAUCUCUUAGAGAGAACUAGUGUUUAUUUGAAAGGAGGCAUUCGCCAUGAGUGGACUCUAUAGUAGUAAUAUUUAUGAGUAACUACAGUACUAAAGUAAGC